This is a messenger RNA of Suillus subalutaceus, 465 nucleotides long. RefSeq lists its product as uncharacterized. Lineage: Eukaryota; Fungi; Basidiomycota; Agaricomycetes; Boletales; Suillaceae. The transcript has a single exon. The annotation marks the transcript as partial. The record is from RefSeq and is a predicted model, not a curated record.
GACGUCACCAUUUCCACUCUCGACAAUCUCCCCGCAGAUCUUGCACGCCAAAUCAUGUACAAAAUCUGCAAGCAAAGCUUCCGAUAUGAACUUCUCGGCUUGGACGAACAUCUUGGGCGUGAGGCAUGUAAGGACAAGGAGGCGAGGAAGGAAAGGAUGGACCUUCUUCGCAGCAUCUUCCCAUCGAAGUCAUUGAAAGUUUGGAACAGGGACUUGCCUAAAGAGAACAAUGGACUCAAUGCACCAUCUUUCGACGCUGCCUUACCAUACUUCGAAAGUUUCCACAAGGUGUUGUCAACGUGGGAGCACUUUCCCGAGUCCCUCAAACAACCUCUUGACACUACUGGACAUGAGCACGAUAUAUGGAAUGGGAUGAAGGAAUGCUGUCUCUUCUACGUUCAGUCUUAUUUCAACAAUACUGGCCGUCCACCUAUUGUACCUCAUUUACUGUAUUUGGUCGCCUAG